GGGAGGAGGAGGAAGAGGAGGAGGAGGAGGAGGAGGCGAGCAUCCUUCAUGAUUCUGCAUUAAAGCCGCACUCUAUAUCAACAAAUCCCGGGCCUUCACGGAUCCAGCCGCAGCUCGCGAACGCCACGCACUCAAUCAUGGAUAAUUCCGGGAAAGAGAAGGAAGCCAUGCAGCUGAUGGCAGAGGCGGACAAAAAAGUCAAAUCCUCGGGUUCAUUUCUCGGAGGGAUGUUCGGGGGAAAUCAUAAGGUCGAAGAUGCAUGCGAAAUGUACGCCAGAGCUGCCAACAUGUUCAAGAUGGCCAAAAACUGGAGCGCUGCAGGCAAUGCUUUCUGCCAAGCUGCGAGACUUCACAUGCAGAUGCAGAACAAACUGGACUCGGCCACCAGCUUCGUCGAUGCUGGAAAUGCUUAUAAGAAGGCAGAUCCUCAAGAGGCUAUCAACUGUUUAAACGCAGCCAUCGAUAUUUACACAGACAUGGGAAGGUUCACGAUCGCCGCGAAGCAUCACAUGACCAUCGCGGAGAUCUACGAGUCCGAGCUAGUGGACAUCGAAAAGGCCAUCGCUCACUACGAGCAGGCUGCAGACUAUUACAAGGGAGAGGAGUCCAACAGCUCUGCUAAUAAGUGUCUGCUGAAGGUGGGCUCGUACAGCGCUCAGCUCGAGCAGUAUCCCAAAGCCAUCGAGAUCUUCGAGCAGGUUGCAACCAGCACAAUGGACAACCCUCUGCUGAAAUACAACGCUAAGGAGUACUUCUGGAAAGCAGCUCUCUGCCACUUCAUAGUGGAUGAGUUAAACGCAAAGCUUGCCAUUGAAAAGUACGAAGGGAUGUUUCCUGCGUUCUCUGAUUCCAGAGAGUGUAAGCUGUUGAAAAAACUAUUGGAGGCUCAUGAGGAGCAGAACAGCGAGGCGUUCACCGAAGCUGUGAAGGAGUUUGAUUCGAUCUCCCGUCUGGACCAGUGGCAGACCACCAUGCUGCUGCGUAUCAAGAAGACCAUCCAGGGAGACGGCGGCGACCUCAAGUGAUCCGUCCGAGAAAAAUACUGUGGCGUCCUAUCUAGUUUAAUUUCUUACCGUAUCGUAUGUGUGUGACAAUCUGGUUGAACAUUUCUGUAGUGACACUAGCUCGAAUAUAAGCCGUUUCUUGGAAAGCCCGGAUGCGACUCGCAUUGCAUUUUCGGGAAAACCGAAGUAUGUAGAAUAUUAAUAAGGAUGAAGGCAUUUUUCUCUAUCCCUUUACUUCGCCGUGAGGAAAUCUUUCCCGUGUGUGGCAUGCGAGACCCCGUAGAGCUGUUCUCUUUCUAAUGUUCACCUCAGUGUUGUCGCUGGCAUUGUCGUGCAUGAUAAACGUUUAAAGUGUGUUCGUGUGCUGUAGAAUACCAGGAUUUUUGUGCGUGCACUUUAUUUCUGUUUAGAUCUCGGCCUUCGAAGCGCAUCCUCCUGUCGUCUUUGUCCAUAUGGCGGUGCGAGUUCUGCUUUAGUGGUUGCACAUGUUUCAUAAUCAGUAGAAAAGCGUGUCUUGUUCACUAACGGUGGCGAAGUGCUCAGCUCAAGCAGACGGCGUUGAUUUUCUAAAUGCGGGUCAAGUUGUUGAAUAUGUGUAUAUAUAAGUUUUGCAUUAUUUGUAAUUUUUUCUGUUUAAUCCGUUGCUGUUACACGUGGAUACGGGGCAUUUGUUGUUUUUUGGGCAUUCAGAUUUUAUUAAUUAUAAUUUUAGUUUAAGUGCUACUUGGUUUUUGAAGUUCUUUACACUGUUGUCGAUAAUUUCGUGGAGAUUAUAACAGCGUUAUACUUUAUGUAAGUAAUUAAAUUAUGUUAGCUGAACCAUCGGAUAUGUCGCGUGACUGACGGGGAAUCAAAAACGUAUGAUAGAUGGCAAGUCUUGUUGAUCAAUUUUAUUAAAUGUUUUACCUAAUUAUUCAAAGAAAAAUGAAUAAAUCAUCACCUAUACCACGUCUGAA
Molecule: messenger RNA, 1960 nt
Organism: Puntigrus tetrazona (Sumatra barb)
Lineage: Eukaryota; Metazoa; Chordata; Actinopteri; Cypriniformes; Cyprinidae
Gene: napba
Product: N-ethylmaleimide-sensitive factor attachment protein, beta a
Exons: 11
Coding region: 138-1025 (295 amino acids)
Biological process (GO): synaptic transmission, glutamatergic; intracellular protein transport; regulation of synaptic vesicle priming
Cellular component (GO): vacuolar membrane; terminal bouton; synaptobrevin 2-SNAP-25-syntaxin-1a complex
Molecular function (GO): syntaxin binding; soluble NSF attachment protein activity
Source: RefSeq, a predicted model, not a curated record